Messenger RNA from Xenopus laevis (African clawed frog), 938 nucleotides. RefSeq names its product programmed cell death 5 L homeolog (gene pdcd5.L). Gene Ontology annotation, biological process: positive regulation of apoptotic process; positive regulation of signal transduction by p53 class mediator. The coding region runs from base 115 to 492 and encodes 125 amino acids. Gene Ontology annotation, cellular component: nucleus; cytosol. NCBI's taxonomy places the organism in Eukaryota, Metazoa, Chordata, Amphibia, Anura, Pipidae. The record is from RefSeq and is a predicted model, not a curated record. Gene Ontology annotation, molecular function: DNA binding. The transcript is spliced from 6 exons.
AGCACGCAUGCGCGCGGGUGUGUCACACCGUAAGAGCGCAGCGACGCACAAUUUAGCCAGUUACAGGGAGGCCUAGCGUGGAGAGAUUUGGGCUGUAAUCAGAACUGGAACAGAAUGGCGGACCCAGAGCUGGAGGCUAUUCGCAAGCAGCGCAUGUCAGAGCUGCAGAGCAAACAUGGGGAAGCUGGAAAUGAUCAGUCUCAACAGGAAGCCAAGCAAAGAGAGGACGACAUGAGAAAUAAUAUUUUAGCUCAAGUUCUCAGCCAGGCAGCACGGGCCAGGUUGAAUAAUCUGGCACUUGUUAAACCAGAGAAAGCCAAAGCUGUUGAGAAUUAUCUUAUACAAAUGGCAAGAUUUGGACAACUUGGUGGCAAAUUAUCAGAAGAAGGAUUAAUAGAAAUUUUGGAAAAAGUGAGUCGGCAGACAGAAAAGAAGACUACAGUAAAGUUCAACAGAAGAAAAGUGAUGGAUUCAGAUGAAGACGACGACUAGUGAAUGAGAUGUAAAACACGAGGCCUUUGAUGUGAUUGAGCUUUCGAGCACUGCAUGCAUUUUCAGACAGGCAUUGAAAUCCUUUCAUUUGAAAAAGACGUUACCUUUUCUAAAUUAAACUUUUUUGGUAAGAAAACAACCAGAAAGCAAGUGGAACCCUUUUUCAGAAAAAAAUUUAUGGCUUGCACAUAUUGUAUGCUAUACAUAGUUUUGUUUUUUUUUUUCUUGGAAGGCCCUUGUGUAAGGUUAUCAUACCAGUUAAAUUAUUUAAACUGCAUACAUCAUUUUCACUCAUCAACUUUUUUUUGUUCUGAAAUUUCAAGAACUAUUUUAGAUUUGUUUUUCCAAGAUCGUGUGAAUGUGAUUAACAUUUGACACCAUAUUUUAGACUGUAGAAGGAUUAUGUGCCAUUACAUGCUACAAUAAAGGUUACAUUUUGUCAUUUA